UUGACCCGGGAAGGAGGAGCCUGCGCGCAGAGGCAGAGCCGAGUUCAGCUGGCGGCUCCUGCUUUCUGGGCUGCACCGUGGCUUCUCCUUCUCUUCCCUGGGCCUCCGUCCAGUGAGAUAUCUCAGCCAUGAGCAACCCAUUUUCACACCUUGAGGAACCACUGGACCCUGGCCAGUCAACAAAGUUCUUCAGUUUAAAACGCUUGGGAGACCCCAGAUAUGAACGUUUACCAUUUUCUAUCAGAGUCUUACUGGAGGCUGCAGUUCGCAACUGUGAUGAGUUCCUUGUGAAGAAACACGAUGUUGAAAAUGUCCUCAACUGGAAGGAGAUGCAACACAAGAACAUUGAAGUGCCGUUUAAGCCCGCCAGAGUCAUUCUGCAAGAUUUUACUGGUGUCCCUGCUGUAGUUGAUUUUGCUGCUAUGCGAGAUGCUGUGAAGAUGCUGGAAGGAGACCCAGAAAAAAUCAACCCCGUCUGUCCUGCUGAUUUAGUGAUUGACCAUUCCAUCCAAGUUGAUUUUAAUAAAAGGCCAGACAGUUUAGAAAAGAAUCAAGAUCUAGAGUUCGAAAGGAACAAAGAACGAUUUGAGUUCUUAAAGUGGGGUUCCCAAGCUUUCCAGAACAUGAGGAUUAUUCCUCCAGGUUCUGGGAUUAUCCAUCAAGUGAAUUUAGAGUAUUUGGCAAGAGUUGUCUUUGAUCAGAAUGGAUACUAUUAUCCAGACAGUGUUGUCGGCACUGAUUCACAUACCACAAUGAUCAAUGGCUUAGGAGUGCUUGGCUGGGGUGUGGGGGGCAUUGAAGCCGAAGCGGUGAUGCUGGGCCAGCCAAUCAGCAUGGUGCUCCCAGAAGUGAUUGGUUACAAACUGAUGGGAAGUCCCGAUCCACUUGUCACGUCUACAGACAUAGUGCUAACAGUUACCAAGCAUUUACGUCAGGUUGGAGUUGUGGGCAAAUUUGUAGAGUUCUUUGGGCCUGGGGUUGCUCAGUUGUCCAUUGCGGACCGAGCCACAAUUGCCAACAUGUGCCCAGAAUAUGGUGCCACUGCAGCCUUCUUCCCAGUUGAUGAAGUUAGCAUCAGAUACCUCGUCCAAACAGGACGGGAUCAACAAAAGAUUCAGCAUAUAAGAAAGUACCUUGAAGCUGUAGGAAUGUUCAGAGAUUUCAAUAAUUCAUCUCAAGAUCCAGAAUUUACUCAGAUUAUAGAGUUGGAUCUCAAAACUGUAGUGCCAUGUUGUAGUGGCCCUAAAAGACCACAAGACAAGGUUGUGGUCUCUGACAUGAAGAAGGAUUUUGAGACAUGCUUGGGAGCAAAGCAAGGGUUCAAAGGUUUCCAAAUUGCCCCUGAACAUCAUAAUAACAAGGUGAACUUUGUUUACAAUGACCUGGAGUUUGAACUUACACAUGGGUCAGUCGUGAUUGCUGCCAUCACCAGCUGUACCAACACAAGUAAUCCGUCUGUUAUGCUAGGAGCUGGAUUGCUUGCAAAGAAAGCUGUGGAAGCCGGUCUGUCGGUGAAACCAUACAUCAAAACUAGUCUGUCCCCAGGAAGUGGAGUAGUCACGUACUAUCUGAAGGAGAGUGGUGUUAUGCCUUAUCUUGCUCAACUAGGGUUUGAUGUGGUAGGUUAUGGAUGUAUGACAUGUAUUGGUAACAGUGGACCACUACCUGAGACUGUUGUUGAAGCCAUUACUGAGGGAGACCUUGUUGCGGUGGGUGUCCUUUCUGGAAACAGGAAUUUCGAGGGCCGUGUCCAUCCAAACACUCGUGCCAAUUAUUUAGCUUCCCCGCCGUUGGUCAUAGCCUAUGCUAUUGCUGGGACUGUAAGGAUUGACUUUGAAAAGGAGCCUCUGGGUGUCAACUCACAAGGAAAGAAGAUCUUUCUGAAAGACAUUUGGCCCUUGAGAGAGGAAAUCCAAGCAGUCGAGCGCCAGCAUGUCAUUCCAGGGAUGUUUAAAGAGGUCUACCAGAAAAUCGAGACUGUAAAUAAAGCCUGGAAUGAUUUAGAUGUUCCAUCAGACAAGCUAUAUGCUUGGAAUCCAAAAUCCACAUAUAUUAAAUCUCCUCCGUUUUUUGAAAACCUGACUCUGGAGCUUCCUCCUCCCAAAUCCAUAGUUGAUGCUUAUGUCCUGCUCAAUUUUGGUGAUUCUGUAACUACGGAUCAUAUAUCUCCAGCCGGAAACAUAGCAAGAAACAGCCCAGCUGCUCGAUACUUAACUAGUAGAGGCCUAACUCCUCGAGAGUUCAAUUCUUAUGGCUCACGUCGAGGGAACGACGCUGUCAUGGCAAGAGGGACAUUUGCAAACAUACGCUUGUUGAACAAAUUCCUUAACAAGCAAGCCCCUCAAACCAUCCACUUCCCAUCAGAUGAAACACUUGACGUGUUUGAUGCUUCUUGGAGAUACCAGCAAGCAGGUCACCCUCUUAUCAUCCUGGCUGGUAAGGAGUAUGGCUCUGGAAGCUCCCGAGACUGGGCUGCAAAGGGACCUUUUCUGCUGGGCAUCAAAGCAGUCCUUGCCGAAAGCUACGAGAGGAUUCACCGCAGCAAUCUGGUGGGGAUGGGAGUGAUCCCUCUGCAGUAUUUGCCUGGUGAGGAUGCUGAGAGUCUUGGGCUGACCGGCCGUGAACGCUACACAGUCAUGAUGCCUGAUGAGCUGGUGCCCAGAAUGAAUGUACAGAUCAAGUUGGAUACUGGGAAGACCUUCCAAGCCAUUAUGAGGUUUGACACAGAUGUGGAGCUCACUUAUUUCCGAAACGGGGGCAUCUUGAACUAUAUGAUUCGCAAGAUGGCAUCCUAGUCCCUGAAACUGGACUCCGCCAGUUUCCAUUUUAUCAUGAAACCUGCCUUUUUUUCUGAUGAGAAUGCACAGCAAUUGUGAAAAACUAUAUAUGUCCAAAUGCUGAAUUAAGUAUGUAUAGGUAGCAUUAUUCAAAUUUAUGUUUAUGCUGUUAGAAUGUGUGGCUAGGUGCCUUACCCACCAAACAACCUUGUGUUGUGUGUGUGUUUUUGUGUGUAUUAACUCAUCCUGCCCUCCCAUAUCUUAUUUCAUCAGUCCAUUGUAUAUGGGUGGGUACAAUGUGAAACUGGUUAACACAGUGCUACAUUAAGUGAAAUCCAGACACCACUUUACCCUUUUCAGUGUUUUAUACAGCAAUUGAUGAUAAGAGUUGAUAAAUUAGAAUUAAAUGACUAAAAUCUGCUUCCUUUUAAAACAGUUAAUCAGAAUUCUCCCUUGAAAAAUGUAAUCAUGCUAAAAUUAUUUCAGUGGCUUAGCACUUCCGUCUUACAGAUUGAAUGUUCUCUGUUAUGCUUCCUCCUCCUUCUUUGUGAGGGAAGGCCAAAGUAGAUAUUAUGUUGAAGGCAUAGCUAGCAGCUAUAUCUUUUUUUACUCUAGCAGUAACUCAAGGGCUAAUGAACAUUGGUUGGGGGCUUUAACCUCCCCAGUCAUGCGUGUUGUGACUGCACUAUGUCCACUGAAAAUGGUAUAUAAGAAACCAGUCGCUCUCUGCACAGCAAUAUAAAAUGUGUGUGUUCCUAGAGAUAGGGGAACCACAACAGAGAGAAGGAGUUAAAGAUCCUCCCCAGUCCCAGAUCAGGCACUUUAUGCUUGAGUUAGAGCAGUGGUUGUCAACCUGUCCUGUUUUGGCCUUCAACUCCCAGAAACAGCUGGUAAACUAGCUGGAAAUUCUGGGAGUUGUAGGCCAAAACAUCUGAGGACCCAUAGGUUGAGAAUCACUGUAGUGAGAGUUUUAAAAAAUGGGGGGGGGGGAGGAUAUGGCUACUUAACAUUUUAAAGCAUUGCGUCUUUGAUCUAAAGUCUUUGGGGUAGGGAGAUUUGAAAAUCAUUUAUAAUAAAAUCCAAUUUAUUUUCAAAAAA
This is a messenger RNA of Anolis sagrei ordinatus, 3875 nucleotides long. It is a transcript of the gene ACO1, whose product is annotated as aconitase 1. The record is from RefSeq and is a predicted model, not a curated record. Gene Ontology annotation, biological process: tricarboxylic acid cycle; citrate metabolic process. Gene Ontology annotation, molecular function: aconitate hydratase activity; 3 iron, 4 sulfur cluster binding; iron-responsive element binding. Lineage: Eukaryota; Metazoa; Chordata; Lepidosauria; Squamata; Anolidae. Gene Ontology annotation, cellular component: mitochondrion; cytosol.